CAAGUUUGUUGGUUUGCCUAUUUUAGCGUUUAGUUUUCUUCUGUUUUGUUUUCACUUCAUUCUUUACAGUAAAGAAUGUUCGGUUCACAGUUGGGAAAUUUUCCAUUUGCGGCUUCCACAAACUACAAUGAGGAAGAAUCCGGUGUUAGUGACCGAGGCAUGGAUGUAAACAAUGGAGCAGGAGAUAGCAAUCAUUUCCAUUGUGAUAAAACAAAACUAAUUGUAAAUUACAUACCUCAAUUUGCUACCGAAGAUGAUUUAGCUCAAAUUUUCACGCCAAUCGGGAGAGUAGAGAGUAUUAAAAUUAUGAGGGAUUUCAAAACUGGUUACAGCUUUGGAUUUGGUUUUGUUAAAUACUCUACUGUGGAAGAGGCCGCAAAGGCCAUUGAAGUAUUAAACGGAUUUAACUUUAGAAACAAACGUUUAAAAGUAUCAUACUCCCGACCCCCGGGAACUGACAUGAAAGAUUCUAAUUUGUACAUUACAAAUUUGCCAAAGGAUGUUACAGAACAGGAUGUUGACAAUUUAUUUAAGGAUUUUGGAGAAAUCGUACAACGCACUGUACUAAAAGACAAAAUUACCGGUCUUCCAAGAGGUGUUGCGUUCGUCAGAUUUUCGAAAGGGGAAGAAGCACAGGCAGCCAUUGCUAAUUUAGAUGGAAAGCUGUUGCAAAACGCGAUGCUACCGUUAAGCGUUAGGGUGGCAGAAGACCACGGCAGGCAAAAAGCGCAGUACUUAGAUUGUUGGAAUUCAAUGGCUUUUAACAGGGGUGCAAAACUUAAUAGAAAGAUGUAAAAGUCACAACAUGGCAACAGAUCUGUUCAAAGAGACAGUAUUUUUAGGGUUAUCACUUAUCAAUUUGUUAAAUUACUGUGUAAAAUUAAACUGUAAGAAAAUGUGUAUUUUUAAACUAACUUCACUGAUGCUUCCUAUGCUCUACAUAGAAUUUCAUAUUACCUUUAUUCAAAAAAUAAUGGUAGUUUUUAUAUUUCAUUUUUAUCGAUUUAAAAUUUUCUUUGAAAGAACAAUAAGUAUAAAGUGUUUAAUUUUCCUCAAUGUAUAUAUAUAUAUUUAUUGAGUUUACUCAUAAAUUGUAUUUUUAUGAAUUAUUGUAAUUAACAGCAACAAUGAUUAAUAUAAUGAUGUCAAGCUUUUUGUAACUCCAAUGAUACAGAAACUUCAUAAAUGUUUACAAUCACGUGACGGACGAGCUUAGGCACCCAAUAGUGUAGUACUGAUAACAAAAAGUCCCUAAAUCUUGGCAUCACCAAUUUGAUUAAUUUACAAUGAAUAAUGACAAACCAUUACGUCUACACUCGAGAUAAUGCGAUUACUGAUUGGUUGAGGAAAAUCUCGUGAAAAAUUACGCCAAUCACUAGCGUGUAAAACCGAAUGUUGUGUUUUAAAUAUAAUUUAGUAAUUUUUAAUUUUACCAAAAUUUAAUUGCCAACAUGAAGGAAAAAAAUUACUGGUCAGGUGGCUUGUAAUCAUUUAUGAAGGCACUGUAUUUGCCACCAAAGGUAUUGAAUGGAUUCAGUUUACUUGGUGAAGAUUCUCUUAUUAACAAAUGCUCAUAUAGAUGAGUUUUUCAUGCAUAAUAAUUACCAUGUGCAAAUAAUUUUCUUAAUUUCGUCAGAAAUCAUUUUAGUAUUCAUUCAAAAAUGUGUUACGAAAACGGGAACACUAUGUUAAUCAUUGUCAUUGGCAGUGUUAAUAGAUUAUAGUAUAUUUGUUUAUUCUAGUAAAAUUAGUGCUCUAAGGAAAAAUAGUCAAACUAUUUUGAGUCUGAAUUUAUUUUUCUUAGGAUAUUCCCAUUUAAGAGGAGUAAUGCCUUUUAGAGAAAUCAAUACCCCUAGAGGAAAUAUUCAAAGUCGUUUUGGCAGGUACCCGCAUGUACAUAAUAUGAGAAAUAUGGGGGCAGGGGAU
Anoplophora glabripennis (Asian longhorned beetle) is the source of this 1926-nucleotide messenger RNA. It is a transcript of the gene Sxl, whose product is annotated as sex-lethal homolog. Lineage: Eukaryota; Metazoa; Arthropoda; Insecta; Coleoptera; Cerambycidae. The coding region runs from base 76 to 795 and encodes 239 amino acids. The transcript has 6 exons. Gene Ontology annotation, molecular function: mRNA binding. The record is from RefSeq and is a predicted model, not a curated record. Gene Ontology annotation, cellular component: ribonucleoprotein complex; cytosol.